Debaryomyces hansenii CBS767 is the source of this 879-nucleotide messenger RNA. RefSeq lists its product as uncharacterized. Bases 1 to 879 code for a protein of 292 amino acids. The record is from RefSeq and is a predicted model, not a curated record. The transcript has a single exon. Lineage: Eukaryota; Fungi; Ascomycota; Pichiomycetes; Serinales; Debaryomycetaceae.
AUGUUGUUUUCCAAUUUCGCAGUCUAUUUAAGCAUCGCUUUAAUUCCAACUAUUUCUGCUGCCCCUUUAAACAAGAGAGGUGGUAACACUUGUGACUUCCCAUCGAAUAAGGGUUUAGUCUCUGUUACCUCAAAAUCAUCCAAUGGAGGAUGGGCAAUGAGUCCUGAUCAACAAUGUACUGAAGGUAACUAUUGUCCAUAUGCUUGCCCACCUGGUAAGUUGAUGGCUCAAUGGGACAGUUCUGCUACUUCAUACUCAUACCCAGAAUCUCAAAACGGUGGUUUAAAAUGUAACCAAGAUGGUACUGUUUCUAAGCCAUUUUCUAACAAAGAUUACUGUGUUGACGGUAAAGGUACCGUUGAAGUUAACAACAAAGCUUCUGAUAAUGUUGCUUUCUGUCAAACCGUCUUACCAGGUAACGAAGCUAUGUUGAUUCCAACUAACGUGGAUGGAAGUGGAACUCAAACUCUCGCUGUUCCAGGCUCCGACUACUGGGAUGGUACUGCUGCUCAUUAUUACAUCAACCCACCAGGUGUUUCCACCGAUGAUGGUUGUGUCUGGGGUACUAAAGAUAAGUCUCAAGGUAACUGGGCCCCAUAUGUUGCCGGUGCCAACAUGGAUGACUCCGGUAAGACAUAUGUCAAGAUCGGCUGGAACCCUAAGUACAUUGAUGAUUUCAGCAACAAAAAGCCAAACUUCGGUAUCAGAGUCACCUGUGAUGAUGGUGACUGUGAUGGUUUAGAUUGUGAAAUUGAUCCAUCAAAGACAGGUUACAACGGUGUUUCAGGUUCAUCUAGCGGUAAGCAAGAAGGUGCUUCUUACUGUAUCGUUACUGCUAAGAACAAGUCCAAGGCUCAAAUUGAAGUCUUCUCUACUUAG